This is a messenger RNA of Zea mays, 619 nucleotides long. RefSeq lists its product as uncharacterized. The coding region runs from base 68 to 283 and encodes 71 amino acids. The transcript has a single exon. The record is from RefSeq and is marked validated. NCBI's taxonomy places the organism in Eukaryota, Viridiplantae, Streptophyta, Magnoliopsida, Poales, Poaceae.
ACACACGAAAACAGCACCAGAGAGAGAGAGGACGGCAGUCACAGUCAGGCAGUCUGCAGGCACAUCCAUGGAGUACUACUACGCCUACCAGCACAGCAACAGCAACAGCAGCGGCGGCUUGAGCUCAAAGGAGAAGAGGCCGCCGCUGAAGCGGGGGCAGCUCAAGCGGCAGAUCGUGAGGACCAUCAGCAACCUCGUGGUGCCGAGGCACGCCGCCGUCGCUGGGUCGAGGGAGAAGGCAGAUCGCGGCAGCGGAUUCGGCGGAGGACGGAGCUACAACUGAUGAUGGAUCUCUCGGAGAAGGCGUGAUCAGAGAUACGAUUCGCAGCGCCAGGUUUGUGUGUACGUACUACUUGCCGAUGCCGAUGCAAAAGCAGCACGUAGCGCAUCUGUUCUUCUUAGAGCUUAGUAAUAGCUUAAUUAUCCUUGUUUUUCCCCCUGUUGUACAAAACAAAACUUGCAGGCUUUUUUAGAUGGUUGAUAGAGUUUUGUUACAUAAAUGUAAUGUUAGCUUCAUAGCUUGUGUGAGGUCAUGUAAAGUUCCUUUUGUAUAAUACGUACAUCUUGCGAAGUGAAAGCUUGUUACGUUUACAUUGAAGAGAACGACAUGUUUCACAGG